AUGUCGAUUCUGGUAGGAAGCGCAAAAAAAUCGGACCACGUCAAAAAUAAUCCAGAUACCGAUGGCCUUAGUUCUACUGUCUAUAUCUGUCGUGAUUGUCCUACCUUUCGAACUUUAACCAAAGAAACGGUUGACGACCACCUAUCUGAGGUGCAUCAUAUCCCACUAAAACUGUUUUGCCAUCAAACAUCCACCGAGAUCUCGGAAACAAACUGUCCACCAUCGACGGCAGAACCGCUGCAAACACCAUCAUCCCUAAGGUUGAAAUUGUCUGAGUCCGUCUGCGAGACAUCAUGGUCUAGCAGUUCUCCACCUCCACGUCCUAACUCACCCGUUUCACCUCUGACGAAAGACAAUUGUCAACCACGGAAGAAAAUUACAAUUACUUUGAACGCCUCACCAAAUCUGUCUUUGGCAUCAGAAACUCCCGUGGAGAUAAUUCAUCAAGUCGUACCGCACCCUGAUUUCCGUUCUGCACCAAAGGAGGAAGAAGCAGAAAACGGGGCUGGGAAUCAUUCGCCUCAUAUGCAUACCUUUAUCGAUCCAGGCUCAACGUCGUCCACGUUACGUUCCGUUAGUUCAUCCCCAGAGCAAAAGUCGUCUGUUCAAGCUUCUUCUGAGCGUCCAUUCUACAGUGAGCGGCCUCUUCGCACCAACUCUUCUGAGGAAUACCAAGCGCAACAUCAUGAGACGGAAACUGUCUCAUGUCAUGUAGCAUUACUCAUGGGCAAAAUUCAUGUUUCUAAAUUAGGGCAUAUGUUCGGUUUACUCAGUACGGUGGAAUUGACAGCGGCCGUGCUCUUAACCGUUGUCAAUUUAACCGGUCGUGGAAGGAUGUGA
This is a messenger RNA of Echinostoma caproni, 840 nucleotides long. NCBI's taxonomy places the organism in Eukaryota, Metazoa, Platyhelminthes, Trematoda, Plagiorchiida, Echinostomatidae. The record is from the annotation of a GenBank genome assembly.